ACAAAGUUGGCCCUGGAUAAUCUUCAGCAGUCUUAUGUGCUGCCCUAAAUAUGAGGCGGAACCAAGGGGGCAGUUUGGAAAAUAGAGGCACAUGGUCUCCCCAGAAGGGUAGAGGAAUGCAGAUCUUUUGACCACUCAAGCACUUCGGCCUCUGCUCAGCAGCUACAUCUACCCAGCUCUCAAUUGGAGCCUCAAGCGGACUUUAAAAAUUGCUACACAAGAUCCCAAAGAAUCGGGUCACAGGGAUCUCCUCAGAGCUGACAGUUUCUGGGCCAGGGAGAAGCAGCAAAGGGGCUCGGCUUUGAAGACGAGCUCCUGCAAGGCCCGGGGCAGAAGUGCCUCGGGUGGCCACAGCUUUCCUUCCCGCCCGAUCAGGCUAGUCCCUCGGGGUUGCUUUGGCUUGACGGUUCCGGCUGAUUCGGAAGCCACCGAUCAAAAGGGAGGCUGCGGCGGCCGCCGUGAAAAGCCCCGCAGAUAUUCUUGCUCCGGGUCACCUGCAGCCGAAGCUGCCGCUGUGCCAGCCAGCCAUUGCGGCAAAAGAGCGCUGGCAUCGAGCCGCGGGCUCCAGCCUCAUUUGGAGCUGACCUUUCUCCCCGUGGGCUCCGCUGAAGCCGCCGGGUGCCCCUCCGAGCUGCUAGCGGAUCAACUGACUUUGGGCAAUUCUUUCUACAGGCUCAAGACUGAACAGACUUCCUUCUUGAUUGCAGAACAUACCGUGUUGGAUUCUUCUGAUGACCUGGAGACUCUGGCACAUAUUUAUCCUCAGUGUCCACCAAGAUUCGUGAAAGAAGGUGGCUGCAGGCUUGCCAUGCAUAAAAGGACUUGUGUUCUAGCACUCUGGCUCUGCCUUGGGUUCAACCACAUUGGAAACUCCUCUGCUCAUCUUCACCAUCACACUGAGCUAUAGCCACAUCUUUGGGUGUCUCAGGCUCUCCCUUCCCGAGAUGGACUCCUGCCUGAUCCAGGUGAACAGCAACACCGCCCUGUCCUCCAUCCUAGAUGUCCACGUCAACCUCAAUGGGAAAAGCCCUUCUUUGUCCAAGGGAAAAGGCCGCAAGCCCCACUGGGCAGUCAGGGCUUCAGAAAUGUCUAGAAGGACUUUCAAUCCCAUUCGAGCCAUUGUGGAUGCCAUGAAAGUGGAGCCCAACCCCAGGAAAGCUCUGAUAUCUUUGUCCAUAGGAGAUCCAACUGUCUUUGGAAACCUUCCUACAGAUGAUGAAGUGACGCGGGCCAUGAAAGAAGCACUGGACUCUGGAAAAUACAAUGGCUAUGCCCCAUCUGUGGGUUACCUGUCCUGUCGAGAGGUGGUUGCAAGCUACUACGAUUGUCCAGAAGCACCUCUCAAAGCCCAGGAUGUAAUCCUGACCAGUGGCUGCAGUCAGGCCAUUGAAUUAGCUUUAGCAGUCCUGGCUAACCCUGGACAGAACAUCCUGGUGCCACGCCCUGGCUUCUCCCUCUACAAAACCUUGGCUCACUCUAUGGGAAUCGAAGUCAAGUUCUACAAUCUCUUGCCAGAAAAGUCCUGGGAAAUUGACCUGAAGCAAAUGGAAUCCCUGGUGGACAACAGGACAGCUUGUCUGAUUGUGAACAACCCAUCCAAUCCCUGUGGCUCUGUUUUCAGCAGAAGUCACCUUCAGAAGAUUCUGGCAGUGGCCUCUAGGCAGUGUGUCCCUAUUUUGGCUGAUGAGAUCUAUGCAGAAAUGGUGUUUGAAGACUGCAAAUAUGAGUCCCUUGCAAAGCUUAGCACUAAUGUCCCGAUCCUGUCCUGUGGAGGCCUUGCCAAGAGAUGGUUGGUGCCUGGUUGGAGAAUGGGAUGGAUUCUGAUCCACGACCGCCGGGACAUCUUUGGAGGGGAGAUCAGGGAAGGCCUUCUGAGGCUGAGCCAAAGGAUUUUGGGGCCCUGCACAGCCGUCCAGGGAGCCCUUGGGCAUAUCUUCCACCACACCUCCCCUGAAUUCUAUCACAACACUCUAAGCUUCCUCAAGUCCAAUGCUGCCCUGUGCUAUGCUGCCCUCUCCAUGGUCUGCGGGCUGAAACCGGUCCGGCCCCAGGGAGCCAUGUACCUGAUGGUGGGGAUCGAGAUGGAGCAUUUCCCAGACUUUGAGAAUGAUGUGGAGUUCACAGAGAGGCUCAUUGCAGAGCAGUCAGUCUUCUGUCUACCUGCCACGUGUUUUGAGUACCCCAAUUUCUUCCGCGUGGUGAUCACCGUGCCUGAGGAGAUGAUGAUGGAGGCUUGCCAGCGUAUCCGCUACUUCUGUGAGAAGCACUAUCAAGGGGGAGAGGCGACCCAGGAUCUGGAAUGUGACAAGUAGGCCUGAGCACGUGCACCUGACCUUCUACUCCACCUGUUCUGAGUUUGCUCCCUGAGCAGCCUGACUCGGCACCACCAUUCUUGUUCUGGACUCUGAACUGCUAGAAGUAGGCUGUCAGUGACACUCCUUCCUGCCUAGCGGGCUCAAGGAACUUCUGCAGCAGCCCUGGGCAUCCUUGACAGCUUUCAAUCACCAGCUGAAUAAUUUCUAGAGCCUACGGGAAGCUGCGAGAAGGAAUCUGCCUGCCAGCCCCAAGCCAGAACAGAAAAUACCCAACCCUUCCACAGAAAGAAAGAAAGCCCGUCUCUCCCCCACCCCAAAGUACACCUGAAAUCUGUUUUCUUGUACACAGAUUUGAAGUUUAUAAGUUAUUGUAUUUUUUGUAUGAAUAAAUGCAUGGUAAAUGCC
This is a messenger RNA of Ahaetulla prasina, 2720 nucleotides long. RefSeq names its product tyrosine aminotransferase (gene TAT). The record is from RefSeq and is a predicted model, not a curated record. Gene Ontology annotation, biological process: biosynthetic process; aromatic amino acid catabolic process. The transcript has 15 exons. The coding region runs from base 945 to 2312 and encodes 455 amino acids. Lineage: Eukaryota; Metazoa; Chordata; Lepidosauria; Squamata; Colubridae. Gene Ontology annotation, molecular function: L-tyrosine:2-oxoglutarate transaminase activity; pyridoxal phosphate binding.